Messenger RNA from Gasterosteus aculeatus aculeatus (three-spined stickleback), 3079 nucleotides. It is a transcript of the gene guk1a, whose product is annotated as guanylate kinase 1a. Gene Ontology annotation, cellular component: cytosol. Gene Ontology annotation, molecular function: GMP kinase activity. The record is from RefSeq and is a predicted model, not a curated record. Lineage: Eukaryota; Metazoa; Chordata; Actinopteri; Perciformes; Gasterosteidae. Gene Ontology annotation, biological process: purine nucleotide metabolic process.
CAUUGCAUUAUUUUUGUCUGUGUGUCCUUGUUUUUUGAUCAUGGCGUUUACAGGCGAAUAAAUUAUUUUCAGAGCUGCAAAAACGCGCUAACAGAGAACAUCGGUGACUUUAAUUUUACAAACCGUUUUAUGAAAAUUAUCGAGCAAAAGUACAUCUCAGAAGUGGAGCUUAAAUAGCCUGUCGCUUUAAAUUAUAUCUUUUAGGGUUAUGAUCUGGUUUGAGUGGAAACCGGUCUGCUUGUGCUCUUUUUCUUUCCUUUUUUUUAACGGCAAAACAAUUGAUCCACUAAUGAUCACCUAGAAAGGUUCCCUCCACUGUGCCUGUGCGGAGUCGCUGCAGAGCGGCGUCACACACUCAUCUGUGUGACCACUAACGGCAACUACUGGCGGCCGUGAGCUGUCAAUCAGCCGCAGAGUUAAAGAACCUAAAAUGUGUUUUUGAGACACCACGUCUGCCUACAGCUGUUAAAAUGGGGCCCCAAAAAUGUAGGUGAGGUUAUUCUGCAGUUAUAGCCAUGGACAGAGGUUAUAUUAAUGACAAUGAUGAAAAUAAUCAUUUGUUGUCGUCCUACCUGUUUUUUAAUGGUAAAACUAAUUUGAUGCAAAUUUCCCAAGUAGGUUGGUGUAUUACUAUUUAAAAAGUCUUUGGUACUUGUUGGUUCACACCCCUCUCAGGACUGGACUCCAAGCAUGUUGAAGUUUCUGAAAAAGAAAUGGUUGCUUUUAUAUGUUAGACAUCGGAGAAGGACUCUGCACCUGCAAAGACAACCUCAGUCCGUCCCACUUGGACACUAGAAGGCUCGCACGCUGUCAUUUGUCCUGUACGAAUACACCGUGAAACCGCAAGAAUCGUAAAAAAUAGCAUGAAUGAAUUUGUGGCCACACUGCGCAGCCCUAUCGAGGCCUUUGAACUAGAAAUUGAACUCGCUUACAUGUUUUUACCGUAAUAUUUGAUAAAUCUUGACACUUUGAAAUGGACCUAGAUAAAUAAUCUAAUUAAUAAAGUCCACCCCCACCCUUUUCUUUUUGCUCUCCUCCCUCCCACACACACUCCAAACACAAUCGACUUGUCUCGCACAGACUCGCACCCUCCCCGCUCACUUUGCAUUGUGCGUCCGCUUGAGCUCCGUGUGUACUGACGAAAGCAAUGGCGGGACCCAGGCCCGUGGUGCUCAGCGGCCCGUCCGGGGCAGGGAAGAGCACUCUGUUGAAGAAGCUCUUAAAAGAAUACGACAGUGUCUUUGGCUUCAGUGUUUCCCAUACAACGAGAAAUCCUCGGCCCGGAGAAGAGAACGGCAAAGAUUACCAUUACGUCACACGGGAGGUGAUGCAGACGGGGAUCGAAAAAGGCGAUUUCAUAGAGAGCGCCGAGUUCUCGGGCAACAUGUACGGCACCAGCAAAGCCGCCGUGCAGGACGUGCAGGCCAAGAACCUCAUCUGCGUUCUGGACAUCGACAUGCAGGGCGUGAGGAACAUCAAGGGCACGGACCUCCGUCCCAUCUACGUCUCCAUCCAGCCCCCAUCCAUCGCCGUCCUGGAAAAACGUUUAAGGGACAGAAAGACCGAGUCAGAGGAGAGCCUCCAGAAGCGUUUAAAAGCAGCAAAGGUGGACAUGGAGUUCAGUAAAGAACCUGGAAUGUUCGAUGUCCUAAUCAUCAAUGAUAAUCUGGAGGAUGCCUAUGGGGAGUUAAAACGGGCUCUUCUCGAGGAAAUCACUAAGGUCAAGGAAGUCAACAUGUCUUCGUAAGGGCCUUCAGCAUCCUCACACCUUUUUGUUCCUGACCAUCCACUCCUCCAAAAUAAAAGCCCACAGGCCUCGGUUCCGGUCGUGAACAUUCCCUCAGAUGUGGUCUGUGAAACUCCAGCCAACAUUCCUUGGCGGGUACACAAAUACGUAUGUUUUUUUUAUAUGGUACUUAGAGGUCGAUACUGACAAAUGAUAUCUUAACUUAUUUUAGUGACCUGAUAUUUCCCACAUAGUUCUUCACUUUUCACUCGUAUGAACAGAAGUUACUCCGAUGAUGCUCACUUGAUGUGUGCCUGGUUUCUCGCUUUGCCGGAUAAACUGAUUGCAGCUUUGUUCUCUUUUUUUGACCGACGCAAACACGGAGGUGACACGACUCACUCCAUCAUGCGAAUUAACCGGUCUUACGAGACUGUAGAGCUUGUUCCUGGAUGUCUUGACUAGUGGCAGAGUGUUUGCGCUGAGCUGCACAAAUUUAGUUCAGGAGGGAAACUACAAAUUUAGAACUUCAGCAUUACAGUUGAUUUCUUAUCCAAGAAAAACAACGUGGUGGCUGUUUAUGCUCAGGAGUGCAUGGAAGUAAUUCCAGUGCUAGUCAAUGUUUAUAGUUGUGAGUCAUAGUUCAUAUAGCGCUCUACUGAGACUAGAUCUCAUAACAGAUGGAGAAACGGCUUAAAACCACACAUUGAAUAUUAUUAUUUAAAAAAUGCCUUUUUUUAUUCAACCAAUUUUCAUUUUUCUUUUACAAUUGUAAAUUUGAAAAACUUUAAAAACAGUUAUAUCAUUUUGCAACUCCCCCAUAGUAAAAUUACAUUCAAACUAAAGCAGGAAUUUUGGAAUGAAAAUGAAUAAUAUAUUUUCCUUUUUUGUGUUGCUUAGAAUCAAACACGGAGAUUUCCUUUCAACUGAGAGAAGAUCUAUGACCGUGGUUUACACAGGAACCGUGAAGUAAAAUUUCAUAUUUUUAAGACCCUUCUCAUUCAUUUUAAGACAUCGUGACCACCUUGGAUUCUAACUGGCUACUUCAGGGACACGCGUGAACUCCUUUUACUAUAAGUUAAUGUAAGAAAGCACAAAUAAACAGCCCGCAGUAUGCUCAAAAUCUUCUCAUGUAUACUUACACUCUUCAACUCUGUUUUGGCUGUUAUUUAUAGAUUCUUUUUAUUGUAUUGUACAUGUAUGUUAUGGUGAAAUUAAAGGAAUAGGAGAUCAAGCCUUUCAUUACAUAUUCUUGUAUAACAAGUAUCUAACUAAUAUGAGCAGUAGAUAAAUUGAAUGCAUUGACCAACAAAAUAAAAUACUUCUGGAAUGUGUGGCAGAGGCAGGAUUGUAAAA